Messenger RNA from Cynara cardunculus var. scolymus (artichoke), 1716 nucleotides. RefSeq names its product formin-like protein 20. The record is from RefSeq and is a predicted model, not a curated record. The transcript has a single exon. NCBI's taxonomy places the organism in Eukaryota, Viridiplantae, Streptophyta, Magnoliopsida, Asterales, Asteraceae. The coding region runs from base 1 to 1716 and encodes 571 amino acids.
AUGAACCAAGAUGGUCUGCAGCCACCGGUCGCCACCACUUCUCGUCGUCAACCACCCAUUGAUCCGGCGAUCGUCAUUAUCUUCUUCGUUAUCCUUUUUUUGCUCUUCCUCCUCCCUCCACCCGUAUCACAUAUCAAACCAACUCCUUUCAAAUCUUUCUGGGAUUACUUUAUCGUUUUCCUCUUCUUGUUUGCCAUUCUUUCCGGCGUUUUGGCUCAUAUAAAUGACGUAUCGUCCAUGCCCAACGUUACCGUUCCGUAUCACGAUCGGAAGGUGCAGGUUAAUGGUGAUUUCAGCAGCAGCAGCAGCAGCAGCAACAGUGAUAAUCUGGUGCGGUUUUCCAAUGAUUUUGGGGUCGGUACACAGUAUCCUUCGACGGUUAACAACCAUUCACGAUGGACAGAAGGGAGAAAAGAGAAUAUUUAUCGACCUGAACCAGUCUCCUGUGACGUCCGCCUCCAUCCUCGGCGGCGUGAGGCAGGGAAAGUGUAUUAUCGAAGUAUUGAGGUCGUUCCAAAUGUGCCAGAACAACGUCAAUCGCCGAAACGAGCACGUUCUCCUCCACCACCAGCUCGAGAUCCGGCUCCACCAGUUUCCGUCAAGUCAAGAAAUCGCCGAACCUCCAGAAGUGUAAAGCAGGUUCGACUGGCUGAAACCGUUCAAGUUACAAACCAAAUUAAGGGGAUACACGAAGUAUCCCACAUUCCUCCACCUACGCCGUCGCCAUCAGAAAACAGUAACGAACUUGAUCGGGAAGCAAGAGAGUCUAAGAAGGAAAUGGCUCCGACGAUAGUUUCACUGGAUGAUCAGAAGAAGAAAAACCGAAAGAAGAGACAGAAAUCAAGAGAUAUGGAGAAGACGCCACCACCUCCCCCUUCGUCUAUGUUCCGGAAAAUGUUCAAAAAAGUAAGAAAACCUAAAGGAAUUCACACUGUUCCUGCAACAGCACCACCGCCGCCGCCACCUCCUCCGCCACCUAGGUCCAUUUUCAACACCUUAUUCAAGUCCGGCGGUAAAAGCAAGCGAUUUCCUCCGUCACACAUCCCUCCGCCACAGCCACAUCCACCCCUCCCGUCUUUAACCAACAAUAGUUUUUCUAAAACUGUAACAAAAAGCAACCGUUCCAAUCCUUCCUCCGCCGCUUUAUCACCGCAGUCCACCGUUCAACCUCCAUUUAAGCGUACUAUCCCAAUUCAACCUCCAUCUCCACCGUCGCUCCGCCGACGUCCGGCGAGCACACACAAACCGCCUCUACCAACAAAAGCAAGCAAUCCCCAUGACCGUGACGAUUUCCUUUCCAGCGCCUCACAGUCGCCGUGGAAUCCAAUUCAACCUCCAUAUCAACCGUCAGAACCUCUCCGCCGACGUCCGUCAAGCACACACAAACCGCCUCUACCAACAAAAGCAAGCAAUCACCAUGACAGUGACGAAUUCCUUUCCAGCAGCUCACAGUCGUCGCCGGUUCCACUCCCACCCCCUCCGCCGCCGUUCAAGUUGCCGGCAAUGACAUUCGAACUCCGCGGGAAUUAUGUUAGGCAACGGAGCGUCCAUAGUUCCGAUUUCAGUUCACCAGAUCGUGAUGAUCUCCGGUCAAGUAAAAUCGACGGUGGAGAUUCAUUUGGGCCCAGCCCAAUAUCUUCUCGUAGCCCAGACGUCAACCCGAAGGCUGAUAGUUUCAUAUCCAGGCAAAAAUAUGAAUGGAGAACCCAAAAGUAA